Pogona vitticeps (central bearded dragon) is the source of this 1440-nucleotide messenger RNA. NCBI's taxonomy places the organism in Eukaryota, Metazoa, Chordata, Lepidosauria, Squamata, Agamidae. The record is from RefSeq and is a predicted model, not a curated record.
AAAAAGCAAGGCAAAGCGUGCUGCUUAUAUACCGCCAGGAGAACACCAGCAAUACUAUAGAAGACAAGCUCUUUGAGGCUCUUGACAAAACUCGACUGAUAGAAAACAGACAGACUUCCAAUUAUCACCGCUGUGGACGCACUGACAAAGGAGUCAGUGCCUUUGGACAGGUUAUUUCCUUGGAUCUCCGCUCAAACUUUAAAGGAGAUAAACUUGGAGAGUCUACAAAUGUCAAAGCAACUAAUACAUCAGAAGAAAUCCGCUACACCCACAUGUUGAAUCAGGUCCUGCCUCCUGAUAUAAGGGUACUGGCUUGGGCUGCAGUAGAGCCCAGUUUCAGUGCUAGAUUUAGUUGCCUGAAGAGGACCUAUUGCUAUUUUUUUCCUCGUGCUAAUCUCGAUGUAGCUCUCAUGAAUGUUGCAGCUCAGAAGUUUGUGGGAGUUCAUGAUUUUCGCAACCUAUGCAAGAUGGAUGUAGCCAACGGGGUGACCAAUUUUCAUAGGACAAUUCUUACUGCAGAGGUGCGGCUUGUGGAUAGAGACGAGGAAACCGAGCAACAAACCCCGUUCCAAAUGUACCAGUUUCAAGUGACGGGCCAGGCCUUCCUCUAUCACCAGGUUCGUUGCAUGAUGGCCAUUCUCUUCCUGAUUGGACAAAGGUUGGAAAAGCCAGGAAUUAUUGACGAGCUGCUGGAUAUUGAGAAUAACCCUAGAAAACCACAGUACAGCAUGGCAGUGGAAUUUCCUUUGGUUCUGUACGACUGUAAGUUUGAAAACAUCCAGUGGAUCUAUGAUCGCCAAGUGCAGGAGUUUAAUGUUACGCAUCUACAGCAACUUUGGACCACCCAUGCUAUUAAAUGUCAUAUGCUGUACUGCAUGUUAAAGGGGCUAGAUGUUGCCGAGAUACCUACAGAUACAGGUUCAGGGAACUCCACAACAAUUCCUUGGAGAGAUAUAACACCUCCAGUUUGCAAUCAGAUCAGUGCUUUAAUCGAGGGAGUGAGAGCCCGUAAAUACAAGCGAUUAAUGGAACGUCCCAAGUGUGAAAGUUUGGAGUCUCGCAUCAGUCACUUUGUGCAUAGAGGGCGUAUUGAACUAGGACACUUGAAAAAAACAAAAUAUUCUGACAUGGAACCAGAUGAGCAGAUGAAAAAUAAGAUCAGUCUUGAGGAUACUGAAAGCACAGAUAUCGAUGGUCCAGAGCAAGCUACAAAGAGGAUCUGCAUGAGUACUGAGUGAGAUUUUGAGAAAGCAUUUGCUCAACUCUAAAGGCAUAUGGUGAUAUUUUACAGACAUACUACUUUAAAAAUAUUUUUAAUAAAAAGAAUGUAAAUAUCCCAAUAAACAUACUUCAUUUAAGAAAUAACAUUUUAUUGCAAAAUAUUAUAAUGUUGAUAUCCUCAGAAAAAUCCUAGUACAGUGGUGCCUCGCUUGACAAAGA